UUGCAUUGGCCCACAUCUUUCCAAAGUGUAGGUUCCUCUGUAAACAUCUUCCGCCUUCUAUAGUUGCUGUAUGCUCGUCCUCUUGAGUUCAGUGAAGUGAAGGAUGAGGGACAAUUUCGACUUCUAAUAACGGCCAGAAAAACACUGUACUGCUGCAAAAUUCAGAUCCAACAUUCAGAAUGAACGUCAUUGUGUUGUUUGGAUUUGUGCUGGGUGCACUCUCUGCUGCAGCCACUGUGAUCCUAACAAAACCCAGGCAGAGCGUCACUUUGGAUUGUGGGGUCCGCACCUACAAGAAUAGCCUGGGGUGGUAUCACAAAGAUGCACUGAUUUAUGAAAUUGAAGGGAAUUUCGUACCUCGCAAAGGUGUCAUGAAGGACAGGUCAAGUGUGAGGCAUGACAAUAGUCUGGUGAUUUCUGCUGUGAGGAACGAAGACAGUGGGAUGUUUACCUGCAAGGCAGACGGGGUCUCUCACAAGCACACACUUCUAGUGGUUUCAGUCUCAGCCAGCCCCUCUGAAGAGCUGCAGGUGGGCAGCAAUGGUACACUCCAGUGUGAGGUUAAAGGUCUGGAAUUAGACCACCCUGUUGAGUGGAAGGGGCCAGACGGACGUAAACACACGGGGUCACCCAACGUUCUGAAAACCGUAACCCUCUCAGACGCAGGAACCUGGCAGUGUGGGAUGUCCAUUGGUGGGGUGAUGUACACAGAGGACCUAAAGAUCAAAGUUGAAGAACCUGCUGUAACACCCCCCCCAGACCAAGACUCAAAGGUCAACACUGAGACAUCGUGCCCCAACUGUGGCACUGGCACUACCGGUGGUGGUGGCCAGCUCGACUGGUGGAUGUGGGCUGUAGCUGGAGCUGGCUGCGUGGUCGUGGUUCUCCUGAUGGUGCUCGUCAUUAUUUUGUGCAGGAGGAUCAGAAGACGGAAGAGAAAAUUACAGAAAAAGAAGAAUGGCCGACAAUCUCAGGGGCCCAAGAACUACUGUCAGUGUAACAGCCGGCCAGCUGCAGCGAAAGCACAGCGAGGACGUCAGAAAGGGAGGCCGUCAACCCUCGCUCUGAAGCCCCUGCUAAAGGAGUGAUGGGAGAGAUGGAUAGAAGAGAGGAGGGACACAAGGAGAGGGACGGGAACAGAGGAUUAGGUGGAGAAAAAGAAAAAAACCGAGCAAGUGAAAGAGAACUCCUGUGAGAACGUGGCAUGAAUGUAAAUGGGCUUUUGCAUGAAAAUGUAAAGCAUAUUUUUCAUCAAAUAUAAUCUGUAGUUAUUUCUUGUGCAGCAUUCGAACAAGUAUCUCUGCAUCAUCCGGCAUCGUCACCUUCGAUUGUACUGCAUAACUUCAAAGUGAUUUAAAUAUCCCUUCUUUCUUGUAUUUUGGUGUAUUUGAUGUACUGUAUGUGUCGUAUAGUUUCUGGGGUUUUUUUGUAGGUUGUAAAUGGCUUGAGUAUUGAAAUGGCUUGAGUAUUGUGCUGAAAUGUGCUUUUUCCCCUCAGUCAAUAAACUAUAAAGAAACCC
Paralichthys olivaceus (Japanese flounder) is the source of this 1519-nucleotide messenger RNA. Its product is annotated as T-cell surface glycoprotein CD4. Gene Ontology annotation, molecular function: protein tyrosine kinase binding; MHC class II protein binding. NCBI's taxonomy places the organism in Eukaryota, Metazoa, Chordata, Actinopteri, Pleuronectiformes, Paralichthyidae. Gene Ontology annotation, biological process: positive regulation of ERK1 and ERK2 cascade; T cell activation; interleukin-15-mediated signaling pathway. The record is from RefSeq and is a predicted model, not a curated record. Gene Ontology annotation, cellular component: membrane raft; external side of plasma membrane.